ACAAGGAGGGGAGCCGUAAAGCGUUGUGUUUUGGACUGGAGGAGGUCAUUAGAAAGUGAGGAGUAGCUAAACACGGUCCGGUUCGCGAGGCAUAGAGACACCUAUAAAUCUGAUGCCGGUGUAAGAUAAAUACAUUAUUCAACAGCUCUAUAUAGUGUUUUAACCGCUGCGAGAUGCUUCGUCUGAUCCUGCGGCUCAGGCCGUCCUCUGGGCUCCGCUGUACCCGUGCCCUCCCGGCCGGGCCUUCUACGCCCAGCUCCCGCUCCGUGCCCGGAACCGGUUCUCUGAGGCGGCUUCACUGCGGAGCGGGGUCCCGGACCGUGUUUUUGGGGUCAGGCUCCAGCCAUAGAGCGGUUCUGCUGCGGUGUCCUCUGCUGAAAGGAAGCUGUCAUAGCCAGCGUUUCUACUGCCUGCCGCCUCACCAGAAGGUGGAGCUUCCUGCACUGUCACCCACCAUGCAGACAGGAACAAUCGCUCGCUGGGAGAAGAAGGAGGGAGAAAAAAUCGGCGAGGGCGAACUUAUAGCGGAGGUGGAGACUGACAAGGCCACUGUAGGUUUUGAGAUGGUGGAUGAGUGCUAUCUCGCAAAGAUCCUGGUUCCUGAAGGAACCAGAGAUGUCAACAUCGGAGCUGUAAUCUGCAUCACGGUUGACAGCCCUGACCUCAUCGCAGCCUUUAAGGACGUGACGUUGGAGUCAAUUCAAGCAGCCGGUUCUUCAACAGUCUCCUCCACUCCUCCUCCGGCUGCUCCUGGCAGCUCUUACCCAACCCACCUGAAGAUCACACUUCCUGCCCUCUCUCCCACCAUGACGAUGGGAACAGUGCAGCGCUGGGAGAAGAAGGUGGGAGAGAAGCUGAGUGAAGGAGAUUUGCUCGCUGAGAUCGAGACUGACAAGGCGACUAUCGGCUUCGAGGUGCAGGAGGAGGGAUAUUUGGCCAAAAUCAUGGUGCCAGAGGGAACUCGGGAUGUUCCCCUGGGAAUGCCGCUCUGCAUCAUUGUGGAGAGAGAAAGUGACAUUGCUGCCUUCAAGGAUUAUGUAGAGACCGGUGUGGCAGAGGUUUCCACACCACCUCCAGCUCCAGCACCUGCCCCAGCUGCAGCUCCAGCUGCUGCAGCACCCAGACCUGCCCCUGCAGCUACUGCCCCAGCAGCACCCAGGAAGGGUCGUGUGUUUGCCAGCCCUCUCGCUAAGAAACUCGCUGCUGAUAAAGGAAUUGACCUGGCACAGGUCAGCGGCUCUGGUCCUGAUGGGCGCAUCACCAGGAAAGAUAUUGACAGCUUUGUUCCACCAAAGGCUGCACCUGCCGUAGCUGCUGCUCCCACUCCAGCUGCAGCUCCAGCUGCUGCAGCUGCUGCAGCUCCUGCUGCGCCGGCUGGGACCUUUACAGACAUCCCUAUCAGCAACAUCCGCAAGGUCAUCGCUCAGAGGUUGAUGCAGUCCAAGCAAACGAUCCCCCACUAUUAUCUGUCUGUAGAUGUCAACAUGGACCAAGUGACCGAGCUUCGGAAAGAACUCAAUGCUGAGGUGAAAGCCCAGAAUAUCAAGCUUAGUGUGAAUGACUUCAUCAUCAAAGCCAGCGCUCUGGCCUGCCUCAAGGUUCCUGAGUGCAACUCCUCCUGGAUGGACACGGUCAUCCGCCAGAAUCAUGUGGUGGACCUGAGUGUAGCAGUGAGCACAGCCAGCGGUCUCAUCACGCCCAUAGUGUUUAACGCCCACACCAAAGGACUGGUUGCCAUCAGCUCCGACGUUUCUGCUCUCGCUGCCAAAGCGAGAGAAGGCAAACUGCAGCCACACGAGUUUCAGGGAGGUACAUUCACAAUCUCUAAUUUGGGGAUGUUUGGUGUCAAGAACUUCUCCGCCAUAAUCAACCCCCCUCAGGCCUGUAUCCUCGCUGUCGGGGGCUCAGAAAAACGGCUGAUGCCUGCUGAUAACGAGAAAGGGUUCGACGUAGCCAGCAUGAUGUCUGUGACGCUUAGCUGUGACCACCGGGUGGUGGACGGGGCGGUCGGCGCACAGUGGCUCGCAGAGUUCCGCAAGUUCCUGGAGAAACCCGUCACCAUGCUGUUGUAAAAGGACUGUACUGCAGUUAAACUGCAACAACAGGCAGAGCCUGUCACUGAAGUGAUCUGAUUGGUCUAAACCGGUCUGGAUCCUCCUCUGAUUGGCCGGCCUGCUACGAGGUCACUCCCAGUUACCCUUAAGGGGAAGAGGCAGAACUCACUCCGCUUACCUGUCUGUCUGUCUGUCUGUCUGUCUGUCUGUCUCUCUCACUCUCUUGCUCUCUCUCUCUCUCCUCUCCUCUCGCUCUCUCUCACUCAUACUCUAUUUAUUGUGGCCCCAUCUCAUGAGAGACCAGAAUUAGGUAUAAUUUAUCCUAGAAUAGAGCCGGUCAUAUGUGACUAAAACAUUGAUAAUGUUUUACAAAGGGAAGUGUUACAUGUCCAACCAGCGAGCAUGUUUAUCCUGAAGAUUGUGUGUGUGUGUUUGUGUCUCAACACACUUAAAUUUUGGAUUUUGUGUGAAUGUGAUAAAGACCACGGGAAGUGCAGCUACCUGUGGGUUACAGCCUUUUAAAUAAAGGGUUGUGAUUUUGGAGGAUGGGGCUUAAUAUAAGUUAACUUUGAGACAUACUGAGUCCAGAUCUCCACACACACACACACACACACACACACACACACACACAGAAUUUAAAUGUUUUCUGUGUUUUCUGUGGGUUGAUGCGACAGUGUAUAUAUUCUUCACUGUGAUAUGAACACAGUGCUGUAUAUAUAUAUGUAUAUAUGGUGGUGACCUGAGGCCUCAUUAUAUAACUUGUACAGUCCUGAAUUUAACACUCUUGAAAGAAGUACUGAACGGUUUUGCCAACUCUCUCUCUUCAGUGGGGAUGUUUUAUUUUUUAGUCUCAGAGUAAAACACUUACCAUUUAAAUAUUCUGUAUUUCAUUGCUGAAACGCACAAAGCUGGUGUUCGAUGUUAUUUGAAUAAAUUGGAAGAAGUCAAUCUUGUGCCAUAUGCUCUUUAGUUUGGGUUUUAAUAACUUGAUGUAUCUUAAGAGCCCACAUGAAAGUAGUUGGGAAUAUAAAUGGUAACUACAGUGUGAUCGCCCCAAAAAGAUUUUGGAAUAAAAUAAAAAAUAUUUGUUUUAACUUUCAGUCUAAGAAACUGCUGACCUGCUUGGGUGGAUUAGCGAUACACCCAUCCGACUUUUUCAGACCCGAUACCAAAUACUGAUCCCAGCCCAGUGUUUAAUAAUAAGCUGUAUGCCUCACUGCGUGGAAGUGACUGCUCAUUCUCUUAUGUGUAAUGUGACUUCAGGCUUGACUUCGUAAAACAAAUUGUAACAAAUAAAUACAUAAAUAUACAUUUACUGAAUUGUUAUUUAUUAUUCUAAAUAAUAAAUCAUACAUAUAUCAGUAUCGGUGCAUCCCUAAAAUGGAUAAAGUAAAGAUCUAAGCCUGCAGUCAACCUCCUCCAUGUAAAACUUCCAAACUGUCCGUAUUCAUUAAAAUGUCCUUGUUUUGUA
Cottoperca gobio is the source of this 3525-nucleotide messenger RNA. It is a transcript of the gene dlat, whose product is annotated as dihydrolipoamide S-acetyltransferase (E2 component of pyruvate dehydrogenase complex). The coding region runs from base 174 to 2072 and encodes 632 amino acids. The record is from RefSeq and is a predicted model, not a curated record. Gene Ontology annotation, molecular function: dihydrolipoyllysine-residue acetyltransferase activity. The transcript is spliced from 14 exons. Gene Ontology annotation, biological process: pyruvate decarboxylation to acetyl-CoA. Gene Ontology annotation, cellular component: pyruvate dehydrogenase complex. NCBI's taxonomy places the organism in Eukaryota, Metazoa, Chordata, Actinopteri, Perciformes, Bovichtidae.